AUGUCCUUGAGCAGAAUCCCAUCCACUCUGGACCCUCUUGACCCUCUUACCUCUGGCCCAGAACGACAGCAGAACAGCCACCUGACAAAAUGUCGCAGGAGGUCGAUCAACGCAUAUCUAGGACCCGCAGCGGGCCGAUCUGAUACAAAGUCGCUAGCAACCUCCCCUGCCCUCCUGUUCGUUGUCUCUCACAGAGGUCGAAAGCUCCCUGUAAUCUAUCGCGAUCAAUCAUCCUCCAAGGCGCAGGCUUCAGUCGACACGGCUCGCACAGAUGCAACUGCAGGACCAACUGGCACAGCCCAUCAGCUGAAUGUCGAUCAUGAUAUAAUCAACCAACACAGGUCUUGA
Messenger RNA from Fusarium poae, 348 nucleotides. RefSeq lists its product as uncharacterized. NCBI's taxonomy places the organism in Eukaryota, Fungi, Ascomycota, Sordariomycetes, Hypocreales, Nectriaceae. The record is from RefSeq and is a predicted model, not a curated record. The coding region runs from base 1 to 348 and encodes 115 amino acids. The transcript has a single exon.